GCGGCGGAAUGGCGCUGCCCGCGCUGAGGGGAGGACGGGGAGGAGGAGAAGGAGGAGGACACGUCCCUCCCUUCCCGCCCUCGGCUCCUCCUCGCCUCAGCGACCCGCUCCUCUCCGCACGCCGCCCCCCUCCUCGGCUUUUUUUUUUUUUUUUUUUUUUUCGUCAGCCGCUGUAGAAACUCAGUGGAGCCCGAUGUGGUGUUGGCUGCUUUUCAGCCCGCUGCGGCUCCAGGCCGCUGGCGCCCACCAGCAAAACGGCAUGCUGGGCGAUGGAAAAGGGCGUGGUGGGAGACGGGUGCCUGCGGGAAAGGGGAGAAAGCGAGAGGCAGGGGAGCCAAAGUGCGACCGCAGGAGGAAGGCAAGCGCCGCGCCUCGGUGGUGGGGCCCGCGGGGGACCUUGCGCUGACAGUGUGCUUACUGCAGGUCGUGGUUUGGUGCCGCAGUUACCAGACAGUACUGGGGGAGGAGGCGCCCAAAGACGCCAAAACGUCGUUGCAGGAAGUCUGAGAUAUGGCAAAUGUGAGGGGCUGCUGCUUGUCCCUAGAGAAGCUGGAAAGCCUUCCCAGGAGAUGUGAUGAGCUGACCAAGCUCUCACACAACACCUGGGUAAGUCUCAGGAAAAGUUACUGAAAGGGCUGGGUACACCUACGAGCACUUUGCUGUGUUCUUACUCUAAGGACUAGUGGGCAUUGAAGGCUCGGAGAACUUUUCCCUUCAUUCCAGCUGGGCUUGGAUGAGAGCCCUAGAGAACACGCAGUAACCCAAUAUUGUGAAAUUAUGAAAUGUGUUAAGAGAACACCCUUAUUUUCUGAGUAUGGAAAGAGGCUGGUGUGUGGUAUUUGCUGCUGUAGGGGAACAGGAAUGUCUGCUUCAUUCCACGAUUACAGGGUAUGGAGCAGCAAGUUAACGCUUAACUAUGCAAUCAUAAUUUUAUUCAAUCUCUCAAGAUUGUUAAAAGUACAGUGGAAAAAGCCUGGAGUGGCUUUAUUACUUGACACACAACCACCACCCGACAAUGCCAUUCGCCGCCCCUCUAGACGAGGAGCUCGGCGCUCUCCACAGCGGGGGGCUGCCGGCCGCUGCGCAGGGGGCGAGCGGGCGGGUCGCUCGCCUUACGCAUUCUGCGUGCCGCGCUAGGCAGGAGGCGAGCGGGCGGGUCGCUGGCCGUACGCACUUUGCGUGACGCGCUGGGCGGGCGCGGCGCGUGCGCGGUGCCGAGGCGGUGGCCAUGAAGGUGGCGGUGGCCGGGUGCUGCCAUGGCGCCCUGGACAAGCUGUACGAGACGCUGGAGCUGCUGCAGCGGCGGCACGGCGUGCGGCCCGACCUGCUGCUCUGCUGCGGCGACUUCCAGGCCGUGCGCAACGAGGCGGACCUGCGCUGCAUGGCCGUGCCCGCCAAGUACCGCCACAUGCAGAGCUUCUAUCGGUACUACUCCGGCGAGAAGAAGGCUCCGGUCCUCACCGUAUUCAUCGGCGGCAACCACGAGGCUUCCAACCACCUGCAGGAGCUGCCCUACGGCGGCUGGGUGGCGCCCAACAUCUACUACCUCGGUUACGCGGGCGUCGUGCGGUUCCGCGGUGUGAGGAUCGGAGGCAUCUCGGGCAUCUUCAAGUCUCACGACUACCGGAAAGGUCACUUUGAAUGUCCACCAUACAACCAGCAAACAAUUAGAAGUGCUUACCAUGUGCGGAAUAUCGAGGUCUUCAAACUCAAGCAGUUAAAGCGCCCAAUGGACAUAUUUAUGUCACACGACUGGCCAAGGAGCAUAUAUCACUAUGGAAACAAGAAGCAGCUUCUUAAAAUGAAAUCCUUCUUCCGUCAAGAAGUAGAGAGCAACACGUUAGGAAGCCCUGCUGCUUCAGAGCUUCUGCAGCACCUGAAACCCAGUUAUUGGUUCUCAGCACAUCUCCAUGUUAAGUUUGCAGCUUUCAUGCAACACCAGACAAACUCCAAAGAAGAACUACCAAAGGCAACGAAGUUUUUGGCUUUGGAUAAAUGUCUGCCUCACAGAGACUUCCUGCAGAUAAUAGAUGUAGAGCAUGAUCCUACUGCAGGUGACUCGCUGGAGUACGAUGCUGAGUGGAUUGCAGUCCUUAAGGCUACCAACAGUCUCGUUAAUGUGACUCAGAGCUUGUGGAAUAUGCCUGAAAAUAAUGGCCUCCAUGCAAAGUGGGAUUACAGUGUAACAGAAGAAGCCAUCAAGGAGGUGUUAGAAGAGCUGAAUCAUAACCUCAAAAUUCCUUGCAACUUCACCUUGACAGCUGCUUGUUAUGAUCCCAGCAAGCCCCAAAAAAACAUGGAACCAGUCCAUACCAUCAAUCCACAGACCACUGAGUUUUGUGCCCAGUUUGGCCUCACUGACAUCAAUGAUAGGAUCCAGCAAGUUAAAGAAGAGGGCUCAGUACGAGCAUAUGAGGAGGAGGAGGAGGAGGAAGAGAUGGACAGUACUGGGUCAGCAGAGGAACCCAGUGAAUAUAAUACAGAUAAUUCUGGACUUUCAUCCAUUAAUCCCGAUGAAAUAAUGCUGGAUGAUGAAGGAGGUGAUGAAGACUUGAGUACGUGUUCUGUAGAUCCUUCCCCUGAUCAUCCUCCUGAGUUUUCUGCAAGUUUUUCUGAUAUCAGGAUCAUGCCAGAUUCCAUGGCAGUAUCAUCUGAUGAUGCUAUGGACUCCAAUAAUGAGGAACUGGAGAAAUCUGGCGUGUGUAAGCAGGCAGAAGAGAAGAGCUUGAAUGAGAGACCUUUAAAGCGCAUUGGUGGUAAUGAAAAUGGGAACACGGGCAUUAAAAAAAUUAAGAGACGGAAUCAAGCCAUCUAUGCUGCAGAGGAUGAAGAUAAAACAGAGUAACACUUCUGUGUUGCAUAACUAAGUUCUCUCCCUACUCCUUUAUGCAGAGGUGGUGAGAACUAUGGUGAACUACUCAUGCUUUUAACAUUAUUUGAUCUUAUUCACGCUGCUUUCUUGAGGUGAAGAGGCUCUAUGUACCUCUUUCAGGGAAGAAUAUUUAGUUUGAUUAAACAUCUAAGCCAGAAGCAAAGUUUUCCAACAAAGUGCUUUGUCAAAGGACUUAAAGCCCAUGUAUAAUCAGUCGAUUUUGCUUCGGUUCUCGGUUAUUAGUGUAUAUAUACUACGUAUCUUGAGCUGUACUGCUAUUCAAGAAUCACCGUGCUGGUUUAACAGGAAAAGAACUCUUACUCAAGUCAAAGUGAGAGGAUGCCUGACUUAUGAGACUGAACUAUUUGAUUUUAUUGCUUUUGUCUUGUUUUAUACUGAACUUUUAAUACAAAGUAGCAUAUGCAAUAACUGCGUGAACUAAAUUUGGAAGUAGAAUUCCCAGGAUAACAAAACAGCAAUAGAAGAGUGAGGAUUUUUGCUUCUGCUGACAUUCAUACCAUAGAAAAGCUUCGUGGUCAUAAACAAAACAAUGUGUAUUGUCUA
Cygnus atratus (black swan) is the source of this 3436-nucleotide messenger RNA. RefSeq names its product debranching RNA lariats 1 (gene DBR1). The record is from RefSeq and is a predicted model, not a curated record. NCBI's taxonomy places the organism in Eukaryota, Metazoa, Chordata, Aves, Anseriformes, Anatidae. Gene Ontology annotation, molecular function: RNA lariat debranching enzyme activity. Gene Ontology annotation, biological process: mRNA splicing, via spliceosome. The coding region runs from base 1229 to 2845 and encodes 538 amino acids. The transcript is spliced from 9 exons. Gene Ontology annotation, cellular component: nucleus.